Meloidogyne enterolobii is the source of this 695-nucleotide messenger RNA. The record is from the annotation of a GenBank genome assembly. NCBI's taxonomy places the organism in Eukaryota, Metazoa, Nematoda, Chromadorea, Rhabditida, Meloidogynidae.
UUUUUUUAUAUUUUUUAAAUCAAUUUUUAUUAAGCUUUUUAGAGCGAAAAAUGGAAGACUUUAACAUUGAGAAUAUUAAUUCUUUCAAUUUUUUAUUUCAAAUUUUGUCAGAUUUUGCUUGUGCUCUCUUCUUGUCGCUAUCUUUUGGACUUGUUGAUUUUAAUUAUACAAAGAUUGUUAAUUCAUUUCUUCGUUUAUUCUCUCGCAAAACUCAGGAAGAAAUUUCAUUGGACCGGUUAAAUGAGCAAAUGAUACAAAUUAAAAAUCAAAUGUCAAUGCUUUCUCCAACUGCAGAUUUUGCAAAAUAUUACAAAAAUGAGCGUUUAUUAAAUAAAUUGAAAGAAGAAAAGGAGAAAUUAGAUAAAACAAUAUUUUCAAACUCAAUUGUUUCUUCUGUAAAAAUUAAUAUUGCUGUUAAAACUCUUUUUAUGGUUAUUGCAACAUGUUUGAUGUGGAAAGCUGAAUUUUUUGUUAUAUUUAAAAUGGAUGCAAAAUGGUUUUGGCCUUUAAAUAUUUUAAAUUUGCAAAAUAAUGUUUUUGGUGGACAAGGAAAAGAAGAAGAAGAUUUGUAUCAAAAUGUAACAUUGUUCAGCUUUGUUUUAUUGACAUUAAUAGUAAAGAAAAUUUGGGAAUAUAGAAAAAACAAUAAUAAUGAUAUUAAUUUUAUUGGGACUGAAAUAUUUACAACUCACUGA